Molecule: messenger RNA, 3321 nt
Organism: Centruroides sculpturatus (bark scorpion)
Lineage: Eukaryota; Metazoa; Arthropoda; Arachnida; Scorpiones; Buthidae
Product: FK506-binding protein 15-like
Exons: 25
Coding region: 53-2905 (950 amino acids)
Molecular function (GO): peptidyl-prolyl cis-trans isomerase activity
Source: RefSeq, a predicted model, not a curated record
UGACUUUUAAUUCAGAUUUUGUUUGUGUACUAAUAUAUUAAAAUUUUUCCAGAUGUUUGAUUCAAAUGAAAAUUCCGAUAAAUUUCUCAGGCUGAAGUUGGGGAAAGGAAAAGUAAUCAAGGGUUUGGAAGAAGGACUUGUAGGAGUUCGUAAAAAUUGCAGGCGUCUAGUUAUUGUUCCUCCUCAUCUUGGUUAUGAUAGUCAAGAAAUGAGCAAAAUUCCACCAAAAUCAACUUUAAUAUUUGAAGUUUUUGUAAAUAAAGUGAAAUUUGGGAAAGAAACCUCUCGGUCAUCCACGCCUUCAGUUAAUGAAGUCGAUUCUGGAAGCGAGAUAAAGAAGAGAGAUUCAAUAUCCACUAAAACCCACUCACCCAGUAUAGGAAGUGAAGAUUCAAUAAGAGCAAGAGGAGUUUCCAUUUCAGAACAGUUGUCUCAGAGCCCAAAGGAUGAAAAAGCAAAAAUAAUAUCUCGGAUGGCUAAAAUGGGAAUGUCUCUGUUACCGAAACAAAUUGGUGGAACCAGUCAGCAAAGCAGUGAAUCUGAAACAGACGAAGAAAUACAUUCUAAAGCAAGAAGCUCUCCAGUUACAAGUCAAGAAAAUUUGACAAGAGAACAAUCUCCAAAACCAGUACCAAAACCUAGAAGCACAUCGAAUGCAACUAGUUUUCAGCAACCAAAUCAACCUGCACCAGCACCAGUAACACAACAAAUGGCUGUUAUGCAACCUCCACAAUAUUUACCAAAUAACGUUUAUCCAUUUCCAUAUUCUGCAUCAACUGUGCCAUUUAAUGUGCUUCAACAACCGUUUCCAAAUCAUGCGAUUGCUACUGGUUCUCCCGCCGUAAUGACGAGUAUUGCUGACACUCAUCUUCCGUUGUUGUUGUCCGAGACCAGGACUCAAAAUACAGAAGUCAGACUUGCAUUAGGAAAGAUUACAGAGAAAGUAGACGUAGUCUUACAUAAGUUAGAUGACGUAAAACAUCAGUCAGCAUUUUCUGGACAAAUUCCAUAUCUUGAAUCGUCUGUAUUAUUGCAGAAUAUCCAAAGAAUAGUACAGGAGAAUAAUAAAUUAAAACAGGAAAUUGAUGAAAAGAGUGGAAAAAUUCAAAGUUUAAAUGAAAAAAUAUGUGAUUUAUUACAAAGAAAUCAAAGGUUUAUUGAAGAAAGCAACAGUAUGCUUGAACAAAGAAGCGAUUCCUUACAUUCCACGGCCUCUCAGUCUCAUGCUAGACUUUUAACUCUUGAACAAGAGAGAAUAAAACUUUCGUCUGAGCUCGCCGAAACAAUAUCUAAAGUGAGCGAAUUGCAGUUGGAACUCUCUGCUCGACAGCAACAGGAAAUAGAUUUAAAGAACAAACUUCAAACUGCAACAUACAACAGUCAGAAACAAAAGGAUGAAACAGAAUCUUUUAAGCUCAAAAUACAAGAACAAGAAGUUUUAAUUACUACAUUGCAGCAAAAUUUAAAAGAAAUUAGACAAGAAAAAAGAGAUUUGGAGAAAAAGUUAGAAAACUUGGAAGAAACUAUUGAAGAUUUUAAAAGUACAAAAGAAAUGCUUGAAAAGAGUUUGACUGAUAAAAAGAAACAGAUUCAAGAUGAACGAAUAAAAGCUGAAAAUGCAAUAGAGGAAACUCGGACAUCUUAUGAGAAAGAAAUUGAAAUGAUUCGGAAUAAAUAUCUCAAUAAAAGACCGGUGCCUUCUUCUGAGCAGGUAACAGAAAUUGAAGAUAUAGAAUCAAAGUGGAAAAAAAGAAGUGAACAAAUGAUUUUGGAAACUGCAGAAAAAUACAAAGAAGAAAUAGAAGUUCUCAAUAAAGAAAAAAUCAUGUUAGAAUGCAAAUUGAAGGAGAUAGAAAGUAAAUUAGAAAAAUCUAGAACGAAUCAAUCUUCAGAAAGAGAUCGGAUAUUUCAACUAGAAGAAGAAAUAGAAAAUUUGAAAGAAUGGAAACUUAAAUAUGAAUUGCUGGGUAAUAGUUCAGAAACAAUGAAGAAACAGUAUGAAGAGCAAAUAAAAGAACUUACAAGACUAUUAAAUCAAGGAGGUAGUUUUGCAGAAAGUAGUGUGAAGUUUUCCAGUGAGCUGAAAACAGCAAUGAACAGGUUAUAUCGUUGUCUCCAAACUGAAUUUCAUCCAGAAAAUUCUUACAGUGGAACACAAAUUAGACAAGUAGCUUUAAAUACAAUUCGGGCUGUAACCUUUGAAUUAAUAGAAGCUAAACAAACAGUUCCUGUUUCAAGAGAUGAACCAGAUAAAACAGAGAUAAAAAGUAAUGAAGAGACAGUUCAGAAGCAAAUGCCUGAUAAUGAAGUUAGUCAUUCUGAAAAUAACGGUAAUCAGAUAUCAUCUGAAACUGAAGCUUCAAAGGAAACUGAAAAUGAUACUCCAGUUUCAACUGUUCCUAUUGAAGACAAUUCAAAAUUAGAAGAUAACAUCACUAGUCAAACAAAAAUUGAUAGUAGUAAUGUAGAAUCAGUCAGUGAAACUUUAAAUCAAAAUGAUGAUUCCUCCAAAUUGGACAAAACAGAAGUUGAAGUUGUAAAUUCUAAUGAUGUACUUAAAGAAAAUGAAAUGGCAGUAAAAGCAGAUCAGUUUGAAAAUGAAGAAGACAAAUCAGGUAAAGAGUCAAGUCCAAUAGAGAAAACACAGAUAAGUGAAAAAAGUUCAAAGUUAAUUGAAGAAGAAAAGAAAAAUAUAGUAAGCAUGGCCCAGACACAACAUUCUGCCUCCCCUGAUAAUUCAGAUAGUGGGGAGGACACCUCUUCCAAGCAAUAUCUCUUUUUUGACAACAAAUCCAAGCUUUUCCUUCGAGUGACUACACUCUUACUCCACGAUCCCAUGUGGAGAUCUGCAGUUAGGGCCGCAUUGUGUCUCUUUGUGCUCGGAAUAAUCAUCUUGUGGCUCUAGUGUGAUGUCUUGGAUACCUCAACCGCCUCCGCCGCCACUUUUUGAUGACGACGAUGAAGACGAAGACGAUUGGUUAAAGUGAUUAAAGUAGAUAUUUUAGUAAAUGAGCUAAAACUUAUGUUUAAAUCUAUUCUCAGAGGGAUGAUGAUUGGUGAAAAUGGACAAAUCGUGAAUUCCAAACACUCCAGUAUGUUUAAUUUCUCUCUUGUGAAUUUAGUUGAAAUGAUUUUUACAGAUUUAUACUUACUCAUCUAAUAUAGUAUACUUUGUAUAGAGAGCUAUUCUUUCUAAUUAUAAAUGAAUAUUGAUCAUGUAUAAUGUAUUCAAUAUAUUGAUAUUUAUUAUGUCUAUAAAUAAAGAAUAUACAAAUAAUUUGCUUAUAUAUAUUUGCAUUUUGUAGUUGCAUUUUGUUAGGA